AUGUCGCUCGGUCACAACGCCUGGCCCCCGGGCAAUAUUCGUCCUCCGGAUGAGCAUCAGGACUCACCGCGCCCCGUCAAUGGCUUGGUCAAGACCCUAUCAGGCUCGCGAACUCCCCAAAUGCGCGGCUCUAUCAGCGCCGAUGGGCCGAACCCCGGUAGUAUGACAUCGGAGCCAGAUAUCGCGAUCGAGGAGGAUCCGCGCAUUGCCCAAUUCCGUGACUUGUAUCGGCGCAGUGAAGCGAAAAUAAACGCGCUCUUUUCAGGCCGCUACUCUGAGAACGAUGCUGUCGGCGCCGUGGUCACGGACUCCGACCAGCCGGAGAGCCAACCUGAACGCGUCGAUGCGCCGGCACCCCCUUCAACGGCACCCACCAAGCCUGCCCGCAAACUCGAUGACGACUAUGACGACUACGACGAAGAUGACGAUGCGGAUAUGGCUGAUUCCACCGACUCCCCUGUGAAAGCGAAGUCCUUCCUGCCGUCGCAAGAUACCCCCGGCGCUGCACCCCCGGCGCAACGCCCGGGCACCGCAGCCUCCAUCAGUGCCGACGGGAUGAAAGAACCAAAGAAGGAGACACUUGAGGAUAUUCGGAAACAGCUUGCAGAGGACAAAAAGGCGACGGAAGAAGCUGCUAAGCGGAGCUUCCAUACCUUGUUCUAUACACUCGAGAGCGAUCGAGACGCUAUGCUGGACCAACAACGGUUGGAGGAGUCUGAGCGCCAGGUUGAGGCUGAAAUUUCUGGCCAGCAAGCAAAUGGUGGUAAUAAUGCGGCUGGCGGUUCCAAUGGGUAUAGCUCCCUGAGCAACACGAACCUCGGUGCUUCCAGCUUGACGCUAAAGAACCUCAUCGCUCGAAUCGACAAGAAGCGCGAUAUGGUGCAGGCAUCUGAUGCCGAGCUUCGUAGUCUUCUGAGCGAAGUCCGCAAGAAUCGCAGCAAAUGGGCUAGCGAGGACAAGAUUGGCCAGGAGGAGCUGUAUGAAGCUGCGGAGAAGGUUCUCAGCGAACUCAAAGCUAUGACCGAACAUUCGACUGCUUUUUUGACUCGCGUCAAUAAGCGUGAUGCGCCGGAUUAUUACACAAUCAUUAAACACCCAAUGGAUCUCGGAACGAUGACCAAGAAGCUCAAGGGCCUGCAAUACAAGUCGAAGCAAGAUUUUGUGGAUGACCUCAAUCUGAUUUGGCUGAACUGUCUGAAGUACAACACAAACCCGGAGCACUUUCUACGGAAGCAUGCUCUGUACAUGCGAAAGGAGACUGAGAAGCUUGUACCUUUGAUCCCUGAAAUCACCAUUAGGGACCGUGCCGAGGUUGAAGCUGAGGAACGUCGACUGCAGCUUGCAGAGCUCGAUGGUGCUGAAGAAAGUGAUGAUGAACCCAUCAUGUCUUCUCGGGGACGGAAGGCUCCGGGCAAAUCCUCUAAGAAGGGUACAGCUCCAUCUCGCAACACCCCUAGUGGUUCUGAAGGACCUCCAGCUGCCCCUUCCAGCCAACCGCCGGUUCUUGUUAGUGCGGAUUCGGAUACCGCCAUGGAAGCAAGCCAAAACGGUUUCUCCACCCCGCCUCCUGGGUCCCACACUCCUUCCGAUCAUCCCGCUGGUGCAGGCGUGGGUACUGCAGCUAGCCAGCAGGGCGAUGCGAUGGAGAUCGACGUGCCCACAACUUCCACUACUUCCCUCAGUGCGCUCUCAGUUUCCGGCGUGGAAUUUGAAGAUCCCGAGUUCAAAGUGUGGAAGCAGGUGACAAAGAAAGAUCGAGCUCUAAUCGCCGCGGAGAGACAUCGUCUCCUCAAGGGCGACAAGCUCAAUCCUGACGAGCCAGCUUUGCUCCGAACCAAAGCCGGUAUGCGCCGAUGGCUUCGUCACGAAAAGCAAGCUGCGAUUGAAGGUGACAAGGUACAUGAUCCGGGAUCCCAAGCCAUGGAGCCCGAGGCUGCUGGCGAAUCCCUGGCAGAGGGUAUCGAGGUCGAAGAAGACAAAAUGCUUCCGUAUUACUACGAUGUUAUGUCUGGUGUACCCGACCUUCCAGAGCGUCUUGCCUGGAGGGAAGAUGCCGACGGAAAUAUCGUGGAUGCAUCCGAAGAGUUCCUCAGGGUCCUCCCUCAGGGCAGGUUCACUCAACCCGAUAGCAAGUUGUCUCGCAAGCUGGAUGCCAAUAUGCGACAGAUGCAGGACACGCGUAAGAUUUGUUCGAAGAUGGGCAUCGUGAAACAGAUGCAGCUGCAGGCUCAGAUGUAUGCAAAUCAAUUUCAAAAGUACAACCCUGAGCCUUUUGCCGAACAAGACAUCUCACCUCACGUUAUGAACGAUAAUGGCCCUGUGAUUGCACCUGGAACCUGCCGAGCAGCACUGCAGCGAUCUGUCGCUAAAAUCUUCUAUCACACUGGUUUUGAGGAGUACCAGCCUUCCGCUCUCGAGGUCGCGACCGAUAUCGCAGCGGACUUCUUCCAAAAGAUUGGCGAGACAGUUAAAUCCUAUAUCGAAGCCCCGAAGGUUCCUGUCACUGAAUGUGAGGAUGCUACGUCUUCCGCGGAAUGGAAACCUGCGUACACUGAACCUGAAAUUGUUCUUCACUCUCUGGCCGCCGUUGGUAUUGAUAUUGAGGAGCUUGAGUCCUACAUCAAAGACGACGUCGAACGACUGGGAACUAAGCUUGCCUCGGCACACGAUCGCCUGAAGUAUCUCUUCACUGAGCUCUUGCGCCCGGCUCUUACAGAUGGUGGCGAGGACGGUUCCAAAGCCUUUGCCGAUGGCAGCGAUCAGUUUGUCACUGGAACAUUUGCGGACGAUAUCAAUGAUGAUUUCCUUGGCUUCAAGGAACUUGGACUAGACGUCGAGUUCGGCAUUGCCUUCAAUAGUGUGCCACUGCACUUGCUCCCGAGCCGCAUGUUCAACGCGGCGCAGGCACAGAACACCACUUCCAUUCAGACUGAAGAUGUCUUCACCCCGCCGCCUCCGUAUCCUCGGAUUACGGUGGAGAAUGUGGGUGACCAGAUCGGGCUGGUUCAACAAUACUUCAAGGGCAAGCUGGAUGCGAACAAUGACGAGCCGCUCGUGGAAGAUCUCGAGUUACCCCCAAGCAAAGGCCCAUGGCUACUAAGCCUCGUCUUCCCGCAUCUGCGCCCUGCACCGCCCAAUGCCGCCGCGGCCAAGGCAGGUCCAUCAGAGCCCAGCAAGAAGAAGGUGAAGAAGAAUAGCGGUGUUGCGCUGGAGAUGCCUAACUUCAAUGACGGCGAUGCGGACCAGACGAAUGCCGCCGACGCCAAAGAUUUCAUGUCUGAUCUGAAGUCUAUCGAUGGGUCUAACAUCCCCGACGGUGCUUCGGGCGAACCCAUUGCUAGCCAGCGAGAACAAGCAAGCAUGCCCAUGACCAAUGGAACCACGGCAUGA
Messenger RNA from Penicillium canariense, 3390 nucleotides. RefSeq names its product SAGA histone acetyltransferase complex subunit SPT7. Lineage: Eukaryota; Fungi; Ascomycota; Eurotiomycetes; Eurotiales; Aspergillaceae. Gene Ontology annotation, cellular component: SAGA complex; SLIK (SAGA-like) complex. The record is from RefSeq and is a predicted model, not a curated record. Gene Ontology annotation, biological process: regulation of transcription by RNA polymerase II. Gene Ontology annotation, molecular function: structural molecule activity; protein heterodimerization activity. The transcript is spliced from 4 exons. Bases 1 to 3390 code for a protein of 1129 amino acids.